GGUCACAGCCCCAGGGAGCUCUGGACCCUGGACGGCGGCCGAGGGGGAGGUAAACAACAGGGCUAUAAAUACCCGGGUCCUGGCCGCCCUGUGCGGAGCCCAGCUGCGGAGCCAAGACGAGGACGCAGCCUUGUCCGAGGGGUCGUCACAACGACAACCCCAGCCAUGUGGAGCAGCCUGGGGUUCGCCCUGGCUCUCUGCCUCCUCCCCUGGGCAGGAGCGCAGAGCCAGGGGCAGAAGUCCUUAUGUAAGCAGCCUCCAGCCUGGAGCAUCGGGGAUCAAGACCCGAUGCUGAACUCCCAGGGCUCGGUCACCGUGGUCGCCCUCCUCCAAGCCAGCUGACCCUUUUGCAUUAUGCAGGCAUCCAGUUUGGAAGACCUGCGAGUAAAACUGGAGAAAGAAGGUUUUGCUAACAUCUCGUAUGUUAUCGUUAACCAUCAAGGAUUCGCUUCUCGAUCAAAAUAUAUGUAUCUUAAAAAUAAGGUUUCAGAGCAUAUUCCUGUUUAUCAACAAGAAGAAAACCAAACAGAUGUCUGGACUCUCUUAAAUGGAAACAAAGACGACUUCCUCAUAUAUGACAGAUGUGGCCGCCUUGUGUACCACCUUGGCCUGCCUUUCUCCAUCCUAAGGCACUUGUAUGUGGAACUGGCCAUUAAGAUCGUUUACUGCGAAGACAAAUGUGGAAACUGCUCUUUGACGACCCUGGACGAUGAAGACUUCUGUAAAAACGUGUCUUUGGUCACCGUGAGAAAAACGACUGAGGCCCCAGAGCCGCAGCCCCACCACCAUGACCACGACCAGCGCGGGCACGGGCAUGGGCACGGGCGCGGCGGGCACACACACACUCGGCACGGCCAGCCCUCAGAGAACCAGCACCCAGAAGCACCCCCCGCGUCUGAGCACCCCCAGGCUCCAAGCCUGCACCACCACCACAAGCUCAAGGGCCCCCAAAGCCAGGGCGAUCCAGUAAUGUGAGAUAUGCCAGGGGGUGAGACGUUACCACCUUCUUCGCAAAGGAAGCCCUGAGGAAAGAGGUGUCUAAAUCAGUUGCUCUGAAAGUUGCCCAAGGAUUCAGAGUUAGCUCCCAGCAGCUGAUGCUGACAUUGUCGGCAUCUGGUAUUUGAAAAAACAGGGUCUGCAAUCACAUGACAGUGUCAGGAAAGCCUCCCCUCUUUAUGUAGCUGAGAGGGGCUGUGGGCAGAGGAGAACGUCAUUGAAUCUUGACAGUGACGUUUGUCUCCAGCCGCCUGACAGCCCAGCCGGCGGCUCCAGCCCACAGAAGCCAGCACCACCUGAAGCUGAAAAGAUAAGGCAGAAAUGUGAACAUGACCUUCAAACUAAAUAUUUACAAAGGAUACACUCCCAAGCCACUCUCAGCACAAUUUCACUUUCUGCAUUUUUAUAAGCUACUCCAUAAUGAUCCAAAUUAGGAAUUGAAUUUGUGCAAACAUGAAGAAAUCUUUGAUAUUGGCUGCCAAAUUUUAAGAUUUAUGCCAAAGAAAAUUUUGACCCCAACCGUUUUUUUAAAUGAAAGGCACCUAAAAGGUGAUUGCAGGGUUUGGUUACUAUGUCUUUCUCUUUCUUUUUCCAGCUUUCUACUUGCCUCAAUGAAAGCAGGAACAUAAACUAUGACCUAGGGGUUUCUGCUGGAUAGUUGGCAAGUAGAAUGGAGGAAGAACCGCAAAGACACGUUUUCCAUUUUUUCUUACUUGUCAAAACACUAUUACCUUUGUCUUUUUAAUCUUAUAGGUUUAACUGAUUAAACCUUUAAAGGAAGAAGUGAAUUCUGUCUUUUAAGAUCCAGAAAUACUUAAUGUAUGAGUAUUUUGCUAUAACUACCUUUUAAAUAUCCAUUUACACUUUUUUAUAUCUAAGACUCAAAUCUUGAUUUUUACUAUUGCCUGUGAAGUCUUUAUCUAUUGUUUUCUUUACUUGGCAUUAUAUCACACUCUCUAAAACUUGAGAAUGUCUGUCUUGAAAGAUAUA
Pteronotus mesoamericanus is the source of this 1986-nucleotide messenger RNA. It is a transcript of the gene SELENOP, whose product is annotated as selenoprotein P. The record is from RefSeq and is a predicted model, not a curated record. Gene Ontology annotation, molecular function: selenium binding. Gene Ontology annotation, cellular component: extracellular region. The transcript is spliced from 5 exons. Lineage: Eukaryota; Metazoa; Chordata; Mammalia; Chiroptera; Mormoopidae. Gene Ontology annotation, biological process: selenium compound metabolic process.